Pseudogymnoascus verrucosus is the source of this 1301-nucleotide messenger RNA. RefSeq lists its product as uncharacterized. Lineage: Eukaryota; Fungi; Ascomycota; Leotiomycetes; Thelebolales; Thelebolaceae. The record is from RefSeq and is a predicted model, not a curated record. Gene Ontology annotation, molecular function: oxidoreductase activity, acting on the CH-OH group of donors, NAD or NADP as acceptor. The transcript is spliced from 4 exons. The coding region runs from base 224 to 1267 and encodes 347 amino acids.
UGUCCGCUGCUCAAAGCUCAUUAAGUCCGCGAUUACAAUUACGGAGAUCAAGCUAAGGCUGAAUAAUGUUUAUUAUUACAGAACUACAAAGAAGAAUGUAGAAUCCUUAUUUAAAUAAGAGAAUAUAUUGCGAAAGCUGCUCCCCUUUCCGCUACCAUCUUCCUUGAAUAACAAAAGCUACACACAAUACCAGUCAUCAAUCAACCCUCAUACUCUAUUUCCAAUGGCUCCAUUAGAUAACGCAGUGAUCCCCAAAGGAUCCCUGGUUCUAGUCACCGGAGCCAACGGCCUUCUAGGUUCGCACGUCGCAAAGCAGUUCCUCGAAUACGGCUACAAAGUUCGCGGCGCCGUCCGAGACACCACUAAAUCCAGCUGGAUGCUCGAGCUGUUCCAGAAGGACUACGGCAAGGACAGUUUCGAGCUUAUCCAGGUUGACGAUCUAACCGCCAAGGGCGCAUUUGACGAAGCAGUCAAAGGUGCCGCAGCAGUAAUCCACACCGCGUCAAUUAUGACGUUUAAUCCGGACCCUAGCAAAGUGAUUCCCUUCGCCGUAGAUUUUGCCGUCAACGCUCUGCGGGCUGCAUACAAGGAGCCGAGCGUGAAGCGGUUCAUCUUCACAUCCUCAUCAACCGCUGCUGUUGUUCCCUCGCCGGAUUCGCCCCCCGCCAACAUCACCGAAGAGUCCUGGACGGACUUCAUCGUCGCCGCGGCCUGGGCCGACCCUCCCUACACCCGAGAGCGCGCGAUGGCGACAUAUGCCGCGAGCAAGAACCGAGCCGAGAAGGCAGUCUGGGAGUACCACCAGGAGAACCGCCAGGAGCGUCCCGAUCUGACCGUGAACACUGUCCUCCCCAACUUCAAUUUCGGCAGAUCGCUUGACCGCGAGAAACAGGGAUAUCCGAGCAGCUCUGGCCUGGCCCCUAGCCUAUUCAGGGGGGAAGUUACUGAUUUCCACAAAGGCAUUACACCUCAAUAUUUCAUCGACGUCGAUGACGCCGGCCGGCUUCACGUCGCGGCAGCUAUCCUGCCUGGACUGGAAGACCAGCGCAUCUUCGGAUUUGCAGGAAGAUUCAACUGGGAUGCUGUUCUAGACAUUUUCCGCAAGCAUUUUCCGGGGCGAACGUUCCCUGACAACUUCAGCAGCGGUGAAGACGGCAGUGAAAUCAUCCCACGAGGCAGGGCUGAGCAGCUGCUUCGUGAUCUGGGACGUCCGGGAUGGACUAGCUUGGAAGAGUCGAUUUUAGCCAACAUUGAGGGUCUGUACUAAGACAUAUAAUGAUUAAUAGAAGACUUUAGUACCG